UUUAUACUUUUAACUUUUCAGAUGCCACCCUCCUCACAAUGUCAAAGAAUAGUUCUGUUAGCCUGCGGAUCCUUCAAUCCUCCAACGAUUAUGCAUCUAAGGAUGUUUGAGUUGGCACGGGAUUAUUUCCGUAAAGAAUAUCCUACCUCUAUUGUUGUUGGAGGAGUUAUCUCUCCAACUCAUGACUCCUAUCAGAAGAAGAGUUUGAUCCACUCCUCCCAUAGGUUGGAGAUGUCCCGGAGAUCAACUAUUUGCAGUUCCUGGAUUAAGGUUUCAGACUGGGAAGCCAGGCAGAAUGAAUGGACCAGGACAAGAAUGGUAAUGGAUAAUUACUCCGACAUUGUCCAAACCUCAUCCGUAGAUUGGCUUCCAACACCCGGAUCCUCAGACCAAGGUCCUAUAAUCUUGAAGUUGUUGUGUGGAGCUGAUCUCCUGGAGAGUUUUAGUGUACCUGGACUAUGGAAAACUGAUGAUAUUCUCCGAAUAGUUCAGGACUACGGUAUUGUCGUCAUUACUAGAGAAGGUUCUAAUCCAGAGGAAUAUAUUCAGAACUCGUCUACGCUCCGGGAACUGGCAGAACAUAUUCAUAUCGUCCAAGAUUGGAUUUCAAAUGACGUGAGUUCAACAAAAAUACGUGAAGCUGUCGGUCGCGGAGAUUCAAUAAAAUAUCUUGUUCCUGAUCCUGUUAUACAAUACAUCCAGGAGCAGAACCUGUACCUCUAGUCCGCACAAUACAUUCUUGUAGUCAUUUGUCUUAUAUGUAAUAUAUUUAGUUGUAGAGAUAAUUAAAAUCUCUUGCAGAGUAUUAUUGUUAUUGUAAUAUUAGAAAACACUAUGCACACUGUGAUAUUUCAGA
Messenger RNA from Eurytemora carolleeae, 856 nucleotides. It is a transcript of the gene Nmnat, whose product is annotated as nicotinamide/nicotinic acid mononucleotide adenylyltransferase 1. The coding region runs from base 22 to 723 and encodes 233 amino acids. Gene Ontology annotation, molecular function: nicotinamide-nucleotide adenylyltransferase activity; nicotinate-nucleotide adenylyltransferase activity. Lineage: Eukaryota; Metazoa; Arthropoda; Copepoda; Calanoida; Temoridae. The transcript has 4 exons. The record is from RefSeq and is a predicted model, not a curated record. Gene Ontology annotation, biological process: NAD+ biosynthetic process.